AUGGCAUUACGUAAAGUACGUAGUAAUUUGGAUCGUUUUUUUGAUAAAAGUCUGACAGACUUGAUCCGUGGGAUCCGGAACAAUAAGGACAAUGAGGCCCGAUACAUCGCAGCAUGUAUUCAUGAAAUCAAGAUGGAACUUCGACAGGAUUCUGUUUUUAUCAAAGCAAAUGCGAUCGAAAAACUUGCUUAUUUGCAAAUGAUGGGAUAUGACAUAUCAUGGGCAUCAUUCAAUAUUAUUGAAGUGAUGGCAUCAACGAAAUUUACUGAGAAGCGUAUCGGUUAUAUGGCAGCAUCACAGUGUUUCCACGAUGGUACCGAUGUUUUAAUGUUGACUACCAAUUUAAUACGAAAAGAUUUACACAGUUCUAUAAUGUACGAGACGGGUAUAGCACUGGGAGCAUUUUCAUGUUUUGUUACGCCUGAUUUGGCGCGAGAUCUUACUAGCGAUGUUGUGAAUCUUCUCUCUUCUAGUCGACCAUAUGUGCGCAAAAGAUGUGUAUUGCUAUUGUACAAAAUUUUUCUUAAAUAUCCAGAUUCUCUAAGGCCUACUUUUCCACGGCUGAAGGAAAAGCUGGAGGACCCGGAUCCAGGUGUACAAAGUGCUGCAGUGAAUGUUAUUUGUGAGUUGGCACGAAAAAAUCCUAAAAAUUAUCUAACUUUGGCACCAGUGUUCUUCAAGUUAAUGACAACAUCAUCGAAUAACUGGAUGUUGAUUAAAAUUAUCAAACUAUUUGGUGCACUGGUACCACUGGAGCCUCGUCUUGGCAAAAAAUUGCUGGAGCCGCUGACGAAUUUAAUCAAUAGCACAUCAGCGAUGUCACUACUAUAUGAAUGCAUCAACACAGUUAUUGCGGUACUGAUAAGUAUAUCGUCUGGUGUACCCGGUGAUCAUACUGCCAGCAUACAGCUUUGUGUGCAGAAAUUGGGUGUAUUAAUUGAAGAUUCUGACCAAAACUUAAAAUAUCUUGGUUUGCUUGCAAUGGGAAAGAUUUUGCAAACACAUCCUAAAGCAGUGCAGGCCCAUAAAGAUAUUGUGUUGCGGUGUUUGGAUGACAGAGAUGAAAGUAUUCGUCUAAGAGCAUUAGAUCUUCUCUAUGGAAUGGUAUCCAAACGAAAUAUCAUGGAAAUUGUGCGAAAACUAAUGGAUCAUGUUGAUGCAGCAGAAGGAUCGUAUUAUCGUGAUGAGCUGCUCUCAAGAAUUAUUGCAAUAUGUUCAUACAAUAAUUAUCAAUAUAUUACAAAUUUUGAGUGGUAUAUAUCAGUACUGGUAGAAUUAACGAAAGUGGAAGGUACAAGGCAUGGUACAAUGAUUGCUGAGCAGAUGCUUGAUGUAUCAGUACGCGUUCAAUCGAUAAGACAUUUCUCGGUGUCUCAGAUGGCUUUGCUUGUUGAAAAUGCUCAUCUCCUGCUUGCCGGCAGUGCACAGCAUCGUAGCAAUAUGUGUGAAGUGCUACUGGCUGCAGCAUGGAUUUGUGGUGAAUAUUGCCAGCAUCUUUGCAACGUUCAAGGUGUAUUAGAAGCUAUGCUCAAGGCCAAAUUACCAAUAAUGCCAGGACAUAUACUUAGCGUUUACAUGCAGAAUAUUGCCAAACUUUACGCGGUAUUGCUUGUAAGAGCUGAAGCAGAGAAUGAUUGGGAUGGAAUUGAUAGUCUGGACAAUUUGCUGUUAUCUAAAUUGCCUGAAUUUGUAUUAGCUGAUCAUCUCGAGGCACAAGAACGAGCUUGCACAUUCUUAGCUAUUUUGAAGAUAAUAGAACGUUUCCAUUCUAAUAAUGAGAAAGUUGGUGAAGAAUUCGCAAAGCUUUUUGAAGGGGAGUUAAAUCCAGUUGCUGCGAAAGCACAAAAAAAAGUUCCGAUUCCUGAAGGGCUAGAUCUUGAUGCUUGGAUUUAUGAACCGGAUUUGGAAGACGAUACUAGCGAGCCUGAAAAUGAAAAUGCUUCUAGAAAAACUGCAGUGCGUCCAGAGUUUGUUGUUUUUGGUGGUCCACCCAGAUAUAGUAGCGAUGACGAUCGUGAUUAUGGGGAAAAUUUAUCGAAAACGAAAGGAAGCAAGGAUGAACUUAGUGAAGAGGAACUACAAAAACGCUUGAAACAACGACAAGCUGAAAUUGAGAAUAACCCUUACUACAUGAAAGGAGAAAUUAAGAGUAGUGCUUCCAAACGAUUAACACGAACUCCCCUCGGUGCAACAGAAAAGCUAAGAUCGACUCCUGAUCUGCAGAGUCCUUUAGAAAUACCCGGAGUGGUGGGACUCAACAAAUAUAUGGAACAACAGCAGUCGACGCUGUCAUGGAAAACUGCAAAGAAAGAAAAAAAGAAAGCUAAAGGAAGAAAAAAUAAAGUUGGUAAAGAGAUAAGUUCCAGUGACGAUGAUGAUAUACCAGUGAUCCAUCAGGUUAAUAGAGGCGAAGGUGAAAUGCCUGAAAAUGCUAAAUCAACUGAUGAAGAUGAAAUUGCUGGAAAUGAAAAUGAGAUGGAAGAAAUUUACAAAGCACUUGAUGUUAACUUAGAAGAACCUUUGAAAGCAGAUGAGCGAGUGGAAGUACCCCAUGUGUAUACGCAGUCGCGACCACGUGAAUUAGAUUUACUUGGAUAUUCGCGAACCAAUGCUGCUGAUUCCCUCCAGUCUUACAAUGAUGUGUCAUCGUUGGAACGAGAUGAAAAGAAGAAAAAGAAAGUAAGAAAGGCGGGGUGCAAAGUCCUUAGAGAAAAAAGGGAAUCAAGAAGGAAGGAAAUCAGUGGUUCAAGUGCUCACAAAACUGAUACUGUUUGUGCUGAAAGAUGGCUGGAUAGUGUAGAAGUCAAAGAAACUACUGCGAAAGCUUUAAAAAAAACAAAAAAUUCUGCAAAAAAAAAUGAUUCAAAAACUGGAAAUGGUAGAAAAAAGAGAAGUGUUAUCGAAGAACCAAUUGAUAAGGAUGUGUAUGAAGCAGCUUCGGGUAUUUGUACUCCAAGCAAUCCAAAUUUACAUUUUGGUUCAAGUUCAUCGAAUGAAGCCCUAACACCGCACGAAGAUUCUUCUUUAUACCAUGCGAAAGAAAAAGCAACAAAAUUGCGAUUGAGUUCUUAUAAAGUACUGGGUGAAACAGAAGAUUUAAAAUUGACUUACGAAACUCGAGUAUCAACUGAUGAUGCAAAUCAGAUUGCAAUUGGAAUCGUAUUUUCAAACAAAGGAUGCUGUACUUUGCGUAAUUUAGAGAUGAACGUCUUAGACACAAUUAAUACACGUUUAUUACGUGAAGAGGGCAAGUCAUCUCUGGCUGCAAUUCCACUGUCAUUUCAGCUUCCUGCCGGAGUCUCCGCUGAACAUGUUUUCAGAUUCUCAGUGAAAGCAAUCAACAUGCCACAGAAGUUGAGAGGCAAUUUGACAUUCUUUGCAGAACGUAGAAGCGAAACUAUCCAAGACAAACUAGAUUUCCAUAUUUUGAUGCCAGUGAUUUCUUUCCUUGUGCCUGCUACCAUUACAAGCGAAUCGUAUGACAUAUUAUUAAAUUCGAGUGAUAUGGGCUAUAAAUCAUCUGCGCAAUUAAUUACCAGUCUUCCAUGGAACACAGUCUUAAAGAAGAUCUGCUUUUUCGCUCAUUUUAACGUAGUGAAGCAGAAUAAUACAGGAGCGGCUCUCUAUGCUCAUACUAUAAAAGCUGAAUCAGUUUGUAUUUUGAUCAAACAACAGGGUGAUAAGAUUCAAAUCGAUGGUCGCUCUGCUGAUCAGCAGUUGAUCUAUGCAGUUGUCGAUGAAUUACGCGACAUAGUUCAUGAAUGA
Brugia malayi is the source of this 3765-nucleotide messenger RNA. RefSeq names its product Adaptin, putative (gene Bma-apd-3). Gene Ontology annotation, cellular component: presynaptic endosome; membrane coat; AP-3 adaptor complex. NCBI's taxonomy places the organism in Eukaryota, Metazoa, Nematoda, Chromadorea, Rhabditida, Onchocercidae. Bases 1 to 3765 code for a protein of 1254 amino acids. Gene Ontology annotation, biological process: anterograde synaptic vesicle transport; synaptic vesicle membrane organization; protein targeting to vacuole. The record is from RefSeq and is a predicted model, not a curated record. The transcript is spliced from 29 exons.